AUGGCACCCACAAGUUAUGUUACGCCAAUAGUAGAUUCCACUGCAAUCUUCAAGCCAGAUAUAUUCAAGGGCAAGGUGCUCUUUUGCACGGGUGGGGGUUCCGGUAUUUGUCGGGGGAUGACAGAAGCUGUGAUGCGACACGGAGCCAGUGCGGCUAUCAUUGGACGGAAAAUUGACCGCUUGACGCAAACAGCCAAGGAAUUGGCAGAGGCAACUGGCUCAAAGUGUAUACCAGUGCAAGCCGACGUUAGAGACCCAAAGGCACUUCAUGCUGCAGUUAAACAGACCAUAGAUACUUUCGGCAGAAUCGACUUCGUAAUCUGCGGUGCUGCUGGCAAUUUUUUGGCUCCGAUUGCUAGCCUCUCGGAAAACGCAUUCAGAACCGUCAUCGAGAUUGACACCCUCGGGACUUUCAACACCGUCAAGGCAACUAUUGAACACGUUCGACGUUCCAAAGGCUCCUACAUCCACGUUAGCGCCACUCUUCAUUACAAGGGUACACCUUACCAGGCUCAUGUGUCUGCUGCGAAAGCGGCCGUAGACGCCCUGUCUGCCGUCAUCGCCGUCGAAGAAGGACCUCAUGGUGUGCGCUCGAAUGUAAUUGCCCCUGGGCCAAUCAGCGGUACCGAAGGAAUGGACCGCUUAACACCAAAAUCAGACGAUGCCCAACGCCGAUUCCAAAGCACCCUUCCCGCUGGUCGUUUGGGUGACAUAAAAGAUGUCGCUAACGCCACCGUCUUCUUUUUCAGUGACGCGGCCUCUUUCAUCACUGGCCAAAUUCUUCCCGUAGAUGGGGGUAACGAACAUUUAAGGACCACGUCGCUGCCAUACCCCGAGGCCGUGCUCGACCCAGGGAGCGUGCUGAAGUUGAUCCCAAAAUUGUGA
Pleurotus ostreatus (oyster mushroom) is the source of this 885-nucleotide messenger RNA. RefSeq lists its product as uncharacterized. The coding region runs from base 1 to 885 and encodes 294 amino acids. Lineage: Eukaryota; Fungi; Basidiomycota; Agaricomycetes; Agaricales; Pleurotaceae. Gene Ontology annotation, biological process: fatty acid catabolic process. The transcript has 6 exons. Gene Ontology annotation, molecular function: 2,4-dienoyl-CoA reductase (NADPH) activity. The record is from RefSeq and is a predicted model, not a curated record.